Molecule: messenger RNA, 3094 nt
Organism: Salvelinus fontinalis (brook trout)
Lineage: Eukaryota; Metazoa; Chordata; Actinopteri; Salmoniformes; Salmonidae
Product: adhesion G protein-coupled receptor E5-like
Exons: 15
Coding region: 193-2187 (664 amino acids)
Biological process (GO): cell surface receptor signaling pathway; adenylate cyclase-activating G protein-coupled receptor signaling pathway
Cellular component (GO): membrane
Molecular function (GO): G protein-coupled receptor activity; calcium ion binding
Source: RefSeq, a predicted model, not a curated record
CCUAAAGAGAGAGAAUAUUUCAUUUAUUUUCUCCCCACUUAUCAUACGGAAUUAAAACCUUGUUAAACUGGGAUUUUCUUCAAUCUGAAUUCAACAGUAAAGCAGAUUUAAUCUCAGACUGAUUGUUCUUGUGGGACUAGUUUUAUUAUGAUCCUACUAGUUGUCUGGAUAUAAUACCAGUCUGUCUUUGAGAUGGGGUCCAGAACUCUGCUUCUUAUUCUGGGUCUUCAUUUCAGUCUACUGGGGAAUCUAGAGGCCAGAGAUUGCGGCCUGGGCUUCAUAUUCAAAACAAGAAAACAAUGUGUUGAUACAGAUGAGUGUAAAGAGUGGGACAGUGCCUCACCCUGUGGAAGUAAUACCACGUGUUACAACACACAGGGGAGCUUCUACUGUCAGUGUCUACCUGGGUUCAAAUCCACAACGACUGUCAACUUCACCUUUUCUGGACAGUGUACUGUACUGACCUGUGACCAGGUCAAAGCGGAUCAGACUCCUGGACAGACUGUCCCAGGUUUAGCUGGUCUCCUGUCCCUGAUGAGGAAAAGCUGUCUGGCGUUAAGUAACUCUGGGGACGCAGCCGGAGGGAGACUGUCUGGAGAGGUGUUACUGGAGAAUGUCUUCACAGAGAUAGACAGUCUCCUGUCUCAAGGUAUCCUAAGCAACAGCCGGGAGGUGAGUGGGUUGCUAGGCGCCGUGGAGGACACCUUGAUGCUCAUCGGGCCACAGCUCAGAGACACCCACACCACCAUGGAAACAGACCACACAGCGGCAGAGCUUGCAGUGAGGAGGGGACAGACUCCGCCCACUGGAUCAAUCAGCCUGGCCAAUGACAACGCUCGACUGGACACCAGCUGGGAGACAGCCACCGGCAACGGGACGUACCCAGGUUUCACUCUGGUUGGGUUGGUGUGUUACAAGACAGUGGAGACAUAUGUCAACAACUCCUUCCAGUACCUCACUGACACAAACACAGACACAGACACAGACACAGCAACAGCCACAGCAUCAAAGCCUAGCUACCAGAUCAGUUCCAAGGUGGUAACAGCUCUCGUCAGUAACCCAGCAACAGAACACCUCGCCCAGCCUGUAAUCCUCACCUUCAAACAUCUACAGGUGAGGGCGGAGUCAGCGGAGAUGAACUAUACCUGUGUGUUCUGGUCGGAGGGGCGUGUCCAUGAAGAGGGAGGGGCGUGGUCAAGGCGUGGCUGUGCCAAAGUCAUGUCUAACGCUACACACACCGUGUGUUCCUGUUCCCACCUGAGCAGCUUUGCUGUUCUCAUGGCCCUCUACCCUGUAAAGCACACCUUUGAGUUGCGUCUGUUGACGUGGCUGGGUCUGUCGGUGUCUGUGGUGUGUCUGUUGCUGUGCAUCCUGACUUUCUGGCUGUGUCGGUCCAUCCAGGGGACACGCACCACCAUCCACCUCCACCUCUGUGUCUGCCUCUUCAUCGCUGACCUCGUCUUCCUCAUCGGCAUCUCUCACACACAGAGCAAGGGAGGAUGUAGGGUUGUAGCCGGUCUCCUCCACCUGUUCUUCCUAGGAUCCUUUAGUUGGAUGUUGUUAGAGGGGGUUCAGCUCUACCUCAUGGUGGUCCUGGUCUUCAACACUACCAUAAGACCUCUGUACCUGUAUGCUGUGGGAUAUGGACUGCCACUGGUUGUUGUCAUCAUCUCUGCUAUCACCUACCCAGAUGGAUACGGUACCACACAGCACUGUUGGUUGUCUCUGGAGAGAGGAUUCAUCUGGAGUUUCUUCGGCCCAGUGUGCACCAUCAUCACUCUCAACGUUUUCUUCUUCAUCAUCACUGUCUGGAGGCUGGCCCAGAAGUUCUCUAGUCUCAACCCUGACCUCUCCAACCUACGCAAGAUCAAGGUGUUCACAGUGACAGCAGUGGCCCAGCUGUGUGUGUUGGGUACUAUGUGGAUAUUUGGAGUGUUCCAGUUCCAAGAGGCGGGGACAGUGGUCAUGACAUAUCUCUUCACUAUCCUCAACUCUCUACAGGGAGCCCUGCUGUUCAUCAUGCACUGCCUACUGAACAAAACGGUUAGAGAGGAGUAUUGCAAGCUGCUGUCCUGUAUCUGCACACCACAGAAGAAGAGAUACUCAGAGGUCAACACUACCAACCCUUCUUCCAGCCAAUCCCAGGGGUCAAGGAGCGCCACAAACAUGGGGGUGUCGCAGAUAUGAUGUCACCAAACCCCCACCACGCAUCUCUUUACCCCUCCUCCCAUGACAAAUGUUCCCACUAGAUGGCCAAACUGUAAAGUCAAAAUGGUCGAUCGUAAACAUUUAUGAAAACAAAGGUUUGCGUUUAGCGGUGUGGUUAAGAGACAUUGUAGAAAUGGGCAGUGUUUCUGACUUAGUAUCUUGGCCAGGUAGUGACAACCCAGAAACACUCAGCCCGAGGAUAGUACUGUUCAGGCCAGGUUAGUAGAACAUGUGUCCAACUAGCCCGCCGGAUAGUAAAAAUGUUAGUCCUCUAGCCAGGUUGGCCAGUGCCCAAAAUCCUUCAGUUACAUCCCUGAUUAGACAAUUCAUAUCAAACUUGAUGUUAACCUGUCUAGGAUCAGCGUGGCGCUAGCGGCACACCCCCCCCCCCCCCACUGAAAAACCAGUGCCGCGAAAUUCAAAAAAAAUAUUUUUUUAAAAUAUUUAACUUUCACACAUUAAAGUCCAAUACAGCUAAUGAAAGACACAGAUCUUGUGAAUCCAGUCAACAUUUCCGAUUUUUAAAAUGUUUUACAGGGAAGACACAACAUGUAAAGAUGUACAUCUAUUACCUAAAAACACAUUAGCAUAAUCCACCAUCUUUUAUUUGUCCACCAACACCAGUAGCCAUCACCAAUUCGGCUAAACUAAGAUAUUUAUAGCCCCUAACCAACAAAAAAACUCAUUAGAUGACAGUCUGAUAACAUAUUUAUGGUAUGGGAUAGGUUUUGUUAGAAAAAAGUGCAUAUUUCAGGUAGAUGGCAUAGUUUACAAUUGCACCCACCGUCACAAAUGGACUAGAAUAAUUACAAUGAGCAACGUGUUUACCUAACUACUAAUCAUCAAACAUUUCGUAAAAAUACACAGCAUACACGAAUCGAAAGAC